UUGAGAGCAGGUUGAAGAGUCAGUAGCAGUAUCUACCUAGCGACUAGGUAGUUUACAAACAUAUUUUUACGGCAUGGCUCAGCCAUUACGGAUAGGUGAAUUUUUGGACUUUAGUCCAAUAAAGCCAGAAGACACCACGACAUUAUUUUGUGACAAAGAAAACACGGGUUCUCUAGAACUACCCGUUUUGAGUCUAGUGCAGUUCUCGAGGGCACCGUUCGUGACAUUUGGAUCGGUAAAGAUAGGUUCUUCGAAAUCGGUCGUCCUACGAGUUGAAAAUCCGGAUUCUGACAAUGGAGCUACAGAGGUUACAGUGAACAAGAUUGCAUCUGCGAAAGGGUUUUCCGUUGACAAAACCAUUUUUAACAUUCAGCCUGGAGAUGUAUUUGAUUUAACUAUAACAUGGACACCUGGAGAGGAAGGGGGAGUCAGAGAACUCAUCAUCUUUGUUGCCAAUGGUGUGGUUAAACAUCAAGCCGUUUUGCUCGGCAGAGCAAAUGCACCCAAGAAGAAAAAGAAGAGUCUGUGGGACUCGAUCAAAAACAAGAAGGCGUCUGGACUCCCGGCGCCCUCCAGAGGCAAGAGAACUCCAGAAGCUUCUCUGAAGAGAAAGGCAGCCAACAAGACCUUUCAUGUGCCUCAAACUCCACAGUACAGACAGGGGAGAGUUCGGAGCCCGCUCUCCCCUCUCAACGAUGUGGUUCCGGUUAGAGCGAGAGCCCUGUCAGGGUUUGGCCCUGCCCACAUGGAGAAGUUGGAGCUGCAGGGCAUCUGCACCCUUGUCAGUAAGGUAACAUCUCAGCCUCUGGAUGAAGUGAACAGGGAUGGCGACCUUACGAGCUCCCCCGGUGUUCCCCUGGUGCCGAGGAUCAGGAUUAGCGAUCCCGCUAAAACAGCAGCUGUCCUCAGCGGACCCGUCUUCCCGUCUGAACACAGAGACGUGGCAAGAGUGCUCAACAAGACGCUGUCGCCUGUGGGCACACCAGAUAGACUGAAGAACCUGAUGCCUCACAUCGAGUCUAUGCAAAUCCCUGUCAGUGUCGCUGUCAGUGCUUUACCAGAGGCUAGUAUCAGAGUUCCUACAGUAAUGGAUGCGUUGGCGAUGAUCGACUCUGAUCUGACUGCAGCUGUUGAAGGAAGCCCUCCCGAUGCAUGCUCUAGCUUUGAUUUUUCGGACUCAUUAGAAUCAGUUAACGGAAUUGCAGGUUGCGGCUCUGAUGGAUUGCCUGAUAGCCCCAGUGAAUCGGACGCUGCACAGCCGAGGCUAACCUUCUUCAUCAAGCCAAAAUUGGCAGUUGGUCAGGCUGACGACCUAGUUGCUCCUAGAAUAGAGGCGGGAUGCAACGUUUUUCAAGCCAAGAAGGUUUUUUUUACGUCUGCUACCGUGGUCAAGAGCAGAGCAGCUCCGGCACUGGUAGAGAGACCUCAGGGGGAGAGGAAAAUAAAAACCUCAAGACGAAGACUUCUGGAGAAAACAUUGGAGAUCACAGAUGCGGGGAGCCGCUCUGACUCAAGUCCAGGCACCCCGGGCCUUCCUGUCAUCGAUUCGAACAGUAGUUCAGACGGACAACACAAUGUCAGCAUCACUAGCUCCUCGCUUGAGGCCAUGGAACCAGUAGCUGUAAGCCUGACUCCUUUAAAUGAUCCUGCCCCAGUCUCUUUCUCUCUUAGCCCUCCUCUGCUCAGGGUACCAGUCACCCCCCAACACCACAACAAUAACCAGCUGGCUCACGGAGCACCUCUGUCCGGGUUUGCUUCAGCACAGCUUCCUGUCCAUCAGGAUCUGUUUCCUGUCCGCUGCCAGAGCCGGUUCGAUGUGGUGACACGGGGCAAAAAAAGGAAAAGCGAUGAGUUUCUGAAGGAUGUUGAGAAAGUGGAGGAUACAGAAAAAAUGGCGCUGGAGAAACGAAGCAGGAAGUCUACUGCGGUGAAAAGUCAAGAUGUGAGGAAGACUGCUGCUCAGAAACAGACGAGACCAGCAGCCUCUCUGCGAUCCGGUUUCUCUUCUUCGUUGGUAGGAGCCAGGUCUGUGACGCCUGCACCAAUCAGACGGCAAAGUUCCAGAGCUACCUUUCAGAGUACUUCUCUGAAGUCAUUUGGUGCUUCAUCUGUCAGGAAGGCAAAGGUUGUAGCUGUGGCCCAGUCCACACUGACCUUCAUUAAGCCUGCACAAACAGCCAUACCAAGGCACCCCAUGCCGUUUGCGGCUAAGAACAUGUUCUACGAUGAGAGGUGGAUUGAGAAGCAAGAAAGAGGAUUCACCUGGUGGAUGAACUAUGUACUCACUCCAGAUGACUUCAAGGUCAACACCGAGGUCACUAAAGUGAAUGCCCUCUCUCUGGCGAUGGGCAGCGAUGAGCGGUUUAGUGUGCCCAAGGCCCCCACCAAAGAGGAGAUGUCCUUCAGCACGUACACGGCUCGCCGCCGUCUAAACCGUCUUCGUCGCUCAGCUUGUCAGCUCUUCACGUCGGAGGUGAUGAUCAAAGCUAUCCAGAGGCUGGAGCUGGAGGUGGAAGCCAAGAGGUUACUGGUGCGCACCGACCGUCACCUCUGGAAGGACAUAGGGGAACGUCAAAAAGUCCUAAACUGGCUUCUCUCCUACAACCCUCUCUGGCUCCGGAUUGGUCUGGAGACAAUCUAUGGAGAGAUGAUUCCGCUGGAGAGUAACAGUGACGUCAUGGGCCUGGCCAUGUUUAUCUUGAGACGUCUUCUCUGGAAUCCAGACAUUGCUGCCCAGUUCAGACACGCUAAAGUCCCCAAUCUUUACAAAGAUGGACACGAGGAGGCCUUGUCUCGUUUCACUCUGAAGAAGCUGCUUCUGCUGGUCUGCUUUCUGGACAAGGCUAAGGAGUCCAGGAUGAUCGAGCAUGACCCCUGUUUGUUCUGCAUGGAUGCAGAGUUCAAAACGAGCAAGGAUCUACUCCUGGCCUUCUCCAGGGACUUUCUGAGUGGGGAGGGAAUCCUGCCCCGACACAUGGGGUACCUGGGCUUUCCAGUUUCCCACACACAGACCCCGCUGGACGAAUUCAACUUUGCUGUCAAGAACUUGGCAACCGACUUGAAAUGUGGAAUCCGGCUAGUACGAGUGAUGGAGCUGUUCACCCAGGACUGGAGUCUGUCCCAGAAGUUGAGGAUGCCUGCUAUCAGCCGCCUCCAGAAGGUCCACAACGUAGACAUAGUCUUGCAGGUGUUGAAAGCCAAAGGCGUCGACCUGAAGGAUAAUGAUGUUGUCAUCAGUUCCAGAGAUGUUGUGGAUGGACACCGGGAGAAAACGCUGAGCCUUCUGUGGAAGAUCAUCUUUGCUUUCCAGGUGGUGGUGCUUCUGGAUGAGGAUAAACUAACGGAGGAGAUCGGUUUUCUGAAACGCGCCUGGAGUGUCAAGCAGAAACUGGCAUCAUUGAAGGCUGACAAGGUUGUAGAGCAGACCGUUUCCAAAGCUGGUUCACCGUUCAAGCACAGCAGCCUGAAGAUCACUUUACUGAUGGACUGGGUCAAUGCUGUCUGCGACUUCUACAACUUGCAGGUGGAGAACUUUUCGGUGUCGUUUUCGGAUGGUCGGGCGCUUUGCUACCUCAUCCAUCACUAUCAUCCCAGCCAGCUGCCCCUGGAAAGGGUCUCUCAGAGCACCACUCAGACCGUCGAGUGUUCUUCACAAGGCAGACUGGAGCUCAACUGCUCAUCCAGCGACUCAGACAAUUCUUUUGACACCUGGCCCACAACGCAGAACGUCCCACAGUCGCCCAUGUUGGAAUUUAAAGAACUUCUGGAUAAUGAGAAGAGUAACUUCCGAUUGGUCAACACUGCAGUGUCUUUCCUUGGGGGGGUUCCAGCAAUGAUCAACCCAGCUGACAUGUCCAACACCAUACCCAAUGAGAAGGUGGUGAUGUCCUACCUGUCGUUCCUGUGCACUCGUCUCCUGGACCUCAGGAACGAGACACGAGCGGCCCGCAUCAUUCAGGGUGCUUGGAGAAAACACAAACUGAGGAAGGAUCUGGAAACGUACCAGGAAAGAAACGUGGCUGCUGCGAGGAUUCAGGCACACGUACGAAACUUCCUCAAGAGACGGAGGGCGAGGAAACAGACCUGUGCUGCCGUGAGGCUCCAGGCCGCCUGGAGGGGCUACGCCGCCCGGAACACAGCGACGCUGAUGAGGAAGGCAAACCUCUGGGUGCUCCUGAAUGCCUCGGCCACAUCUAUUCAAGCAGAAUGGAGGAGGUAUAUCGCCAGGAAAAACUACCAGUCUUUAAGAUCACAGGUGAUAGUGCUGCAGGCCUGUUGGCGGAUGAAAAGAGCGGUUUCUGACUACAGAACGAUGCGGUGGGCAGCGACUGUGAUCCAGAAACACACUAGGGCUCGGAUCACCGGAAGAAAGGAGCGCGAAAACUAUCUCGCACUGAGAUCGGCAGCCAUCAAAAUACAGAGAAGUUACCGGAACUGGACGAGCCGAAAGUUCCAGAUUAAAAACCACGCUGCCUCUGUGAUACAAGCCGCUUUUCGGAAAUGGCGCAGCGCCAAAACAGCCCGAAGAAACGCUGCCGCCCUGAAGAUUCAGUCUUGGUUCAGGAUGCACACGUGUCAUCAUCGCUACGUGUCCAUCAGACUGAGUGCUGUUCUCAUUCAGACCUGGUACAGAGGCCAACAGCAGAGGCGUCGCUUGCAGGUGUUGAAACAGAAACACCAUGCAGCCACCGUCAUCCAGAGUGCGUUCAAGGCUAGCGUGGUCAGGAGACGGCUGGAACGGAUGAGACGGGCCGCGGUCGUCAUCCAGCGCAGGUUCAGGGCCUCGCUGCUCAGAGACGCGGAGAAACGGACGUUUCUGGUGAUGAAGUGCGCGGCCGUAACAAUACAGGCGAUGUAUCGCGGGCACGUUGCACGAAGGAUGAUGAAGGCGAGGAAUCGGGCGGCAACUUUGAUCCAAGCAAACUUCCGGAAGUUGAUAGCCCAUCGGAGAUUCGCCGUUUUAAAAAGAUCAGUGGUUGCUAUCCAGCAGAAAUAUAGAGCCAAGUUGUUGGGAACUAAAUCAAGAAAGAGUUACGAGGAGCUCAGAUGUUCCGUACUGAAAAUACAAGCUGUCUGGCGAGGGAGGACCGACAGGAAGAGGAUUGAGCAACUUCAUAAGUGUGCCACCGUACUUCAAGCUAAUUACCGUAGGCACGCCGUGCAGUCACGUUUUAGGGCAAGAAAGGAGGCUGCUUUGCUGAUACAACGCCAGUUCAGAGCUCUCAAAGCAGGAAGGGAAGGAAGAGCGGAGUACCUUCAGGUUAAGAAAGCUGUCAUCUCUCUCCAGGCGGGACUCCGUGGUAUGAAAGUAAGAACAGAACUGAAGAAAAAACACCAGGCGGCUACACUCAUUCAGUCAUCGGUGAGAGCCUUUAUUUGUAAGAGGCGUUAUUUGCUGCUGGAGAGUGCAGCUAUAAUCCUUCAGAGUCGCUAUAGAGCUCACUUGGCGUGCAGGUCGCAACAUCAGCAGUACAGUCGGCUGAAGCGAGCCACCCUGAAGCUCCAGGCGGCUUAUCGAGGAUCCAGAGUCAGAAGAGACCUUAGCACGAGGCGUAGAGCCGCAACUGUCCUCCAGGCUCACUUCAGGAUGUACAAGGUGCGGGUUUCUUACCUCGCCACAAAGUGUGCCGCCAUCAUCAUCCAGGAGCGCUUCAGGGCCAACAGGCUUCGAGACCACCAUGUGUGGCUGUACGGAAGGAUGAGGUCUGCGACUGUGAAGAUCCAGUCAGCCUACCGUGGCCACAGGGUCAGGACAGCGGUUGCCGAGAUGCACACGAAGGCCGUUGUCAUCCAGAGGUGGUUCCUCGCUCGCAUGGAAAGAAAACGCUUCCUUGCAGUCAGGGCGGCAGCUGUACUCUGUCAGCAGAGAUACAGAGCCGUUGCCAUUGGACAGAAAGAACGGAAAAGGUAUCUUUUGAAGCAAAGGGCUGCGAUCACUCUUCAGGCAGCUUACAGGGGGAGGAGAGACCGGCAGAGGUUGCAGACUGAAUGCAUGGCUGCCAUAACUAUUCAAUCACACGUACGAAUGCACCUGAUUAGGACACGUUACAAGAGGAUGCUGUGGGCUGUCGGCACAGUGCAAGUCAGAUACAGAGCCAACAAACUGGUGGAAAGGGAAAUGCUUUCUCUGAAUGCAAAGAAAAAAGCGAUAAUUGUCUUACAGUCUGCAUUCCGUGGAAUAAUAACCAGACGUGCUGUAAAAUGGUUGCACGAAUCUGCCAGAGUCAUCCAAUCAUGCUAUAGGGCCCAUGUGGAGCGCAAGCGGUAUCUUGCUUUGAGGUCUUCUGCUCUUGUCAUCCAGCGACAAUACAGGGCCACCCUGGCAGCUAAACUUCAGAGGCAACACUACCUGAACAUGCUGCGUGCUGCAGUCCUCCUACAGGCUACAUACAGAGGGCAGCUUGCUAGGAGAGAGAUCGGGUUUCAGCAUCAAGCUGCGACCACGAUCCAGGCUGCUUUCAGAAGACACCGAGCACAUGUCAAGUUCCAGGCCAUGCGAUUGUCCGCCGUCAUCCUACAGAGACACUUCAGGUUGUGUGUUCAAGGGAGGCUAGACAGGGACAGAUUCCUGAAGCUUCGAGGUUCUGCUGUUGUCAUCCAGGCAGCUUUCAGAGGGCUACGUGUCCGAAGUCAAGUCGCCAAGAUGCAUCGAGCCGCUACUGUCAUUCAGGCCAACUACAGGAUGAAAAAGCAGCAGGAUGCUUUCAGAAGGCAGCGCUGGGCGGUCGGCAUCCUUCAGCAGAGGUUCAGAGCUCAGAGACAACGAAGUGUCCAACUGAAGGAAUACCAGCAAAUGAGAAGUGCUGUCAUCAUGUUACAGGCAGCUUUCCGAGGCAUGCGAUCCAGGCAAAGUGUCCAGUACAGGCACGAAUCUGCCAGAGUCAUCCAAUCAUGCUAUAGGGCCCAUGUGGAGCGCAAGCGGUAUCUUGCUUUGAGGUCUUCUGCUCUUGUCAUCCAGCGACAAUACAGGGCCACCCUGGCAGCUAAACUUCAGAGGCAACACUACCUGAACAUGCUGCGUGCUGCAGUCCUCCUACAGGCUACAUACAGAGGGCAGCUUGCUAGGAGAGAGAUCGGGUUUCAGCAUCAAGCUGCGACCACGAUCCAGGCUGUUUUCAGAAGACACCGAGCACAUGUCAAGUUCCAGGCCAUGCGAUUGUCCGCCGUCAUCCUACAGAGACACUUAAGGUUGUGUGUUCAAGGGAGGCUAGACAGGGACAGAUUCCUGAAGCUUCGAGGUUCUGCUGUUGUCAUCCAGGCAGCUUUCAGAGGGCUAUGUGUCCGAAGUCAAGUCGCCAAGAUGCAUCGAGCCGCUACUGUCAUUCAGGCCAACUACAGGAUGAAAAAGCAGCAGGAUGCCUUCAGAAGGCAGCGCUGGGCGGUCGGCAUCCUUCAGCAGAGGUUCAGAGCUCAGAGACUGAGGCACGUGCAGGUGGAGAAAUAUCUGCAGAUCAGAAGUGCUGUGACUUGCAUUCAGGCGUCAUUCAGGGGGAUGCAAGCGAGGCGCCUGGCGACACGGGCGAAAGCAGCCAGGAAGAUUCAGGCGUUCCUGCAAAUGAGUGUCAGGCGUCGACGGUUCCUGAAGGAACGAGCCGCGACCGUGGUGAUUCAGUCAGCCUUCAGAAGACACCGGGCCAGAGCACGAUACACCGCCAUGCAGGCAGCCGUCGUCACGGUCCAGAGAUGGUACAGGUCUUGCAGGCUGGGCCGCAAAGUCCGUCUGGACUACAUGACCGUCAGAGGAGCAGCGGUGACCCUCCAGUCAGCGGUCCGUGGGACACUUGCCCGACGGCUGGCCAACCGCGAACGGGCAGCCGUUAAGGUCCAGUCGGUGCUGCGUAUGGCCGCGCAGAGGAGCCGGUAUUUGAAGUUGCGGUCCAGCACAGUGACGUUGCAGUCCCACUGCAGGAGGUGGACGGCACGGCGGCGGUUUCAGCGCUGUCGACUAGCAGCCCUGACUCUUCAGAGGAGCUACAGGGGACUGCGAGCGCAGAGAGAGCAGCGAUCAGUGUACCUGAAGACCUUGAGAGAUGUCCAGAAACUCCAGGCCAGAGUGCGCGGUCACAUUGCGUUCAGACGGUAUCAGAGAAUCAAGAAAAGCGCUGUCACUAUUCAGGCCUUUUAUCGUGGGAUGGUAGAUAGGCAGAGACUCCGACAACAAAGGACCUCGGUCGCUCUCAUACAGGAGCACUACAGGGCCCACCUUCUCCGCCAGAGAGAGCGAGCAAAGUAUCUUGCCGUGAAGCGUUCUGCUGUUCUUAUACAGUCUUGGUUUAGAGGGAAGCAAGCCAGAAGCAAGGUUGUGGAGAAGCGGGCUGCAGUUGUAACGGUCCAUAGAUGUAUACAGACAAAUCUCCUUCGCAAAAGGUUCCUGACGGUUCGACACAGUGCUCUGGUCCUUCAGCGCAGAUGGAGGGAGACCGUUAAGGCCCAAGAAGACCGUCAAAACUUCUUGAGAAAGAAGGCUUCAGCUGUCUCCAUCCAGGCAGCAUGGAGAGGCCACAUAGAAAGACAAAGCUUGCUUGUGGUCCAGAAGGCUGCUCUGUGCAUCCAGUCGGUGUAUCGCGGCUGGUUCCAGAGAAGGGCGUACCAGAGGCAGAGAGGAGCCGCGGUCGUCUUACAGACGAGGUUCAGGGCCGCACAGCUGGCCAGGAGAGAGAGGGAGGACUUCUCCCGAGUGAGACAGUCCACCGUGACUCUGCAGAGAUACUGGCGUAGCUGCAUGGGCAACCGACGGGUGCUGGCGGUGGCAGCAGCAGGAAGGAGGCUGCGCUUCUCUGCAGCUGUGUUCCAUCACCUCUGUGCCGUCAGGAUCCAGAAGGCCCUCAGGGCUCACUGGGCUCUGCAGUCAGCCAGGAGACAGAUCCACUCAGUUGUCCGCAUACAGCGGUGGGUACGAGCCAGGCAGCAGCGAAGGCGGUUCCUGGAAGAGAGGAGGAAGGUGGUGACGGCUCAGAGAGCGGCCAGGAGGUGGUUAGCCCGCCGCCAUCGAGCCGCCCGCGUCCUGCAGCAGCACGCCAGGAAGUUCCUGCUGCUGAGACGACAGCAGAGGGUGGAGCAAGGGAUCAUCAAGGCACAGGCGUUGUGGCGAGGACACGCCUCCAGGAAGCUCCACGACCACCACAGAGUUGUGGCCGUGAGGCAUCGCCUCAGGAUGGUCUCAGAUGGCGCGCAGGCGGAAGACCGGCUGUGUAACAAGACCUCCACGGCCAUCGACCACCUGCUUCAAUACAAACACUUCUCCUACAUCCUGUCAGCUCUGAAAAACCUGGAGCUGGCAACCAGGCUGUCUCCAGAGUGCUGUGAGAUGCUGGUGGAGAGUGGAGCCACCCUGGUCAUCUUCACCCUCAUCAGGAGCUGCAACAGAAGCGUUCCCUGUAUGGAGGUCAUCUCCUACGCCAUCCAGGUCCUCCUCAACCUCUCCAAGUACCAUAAGACCGUUGAGGCUGUUUACACGGUGGAGAACUCUGUGAACACCCUGCUGGACCUGCUCCAGAUCUACCGUGAGAAGGCUGGAGACAAGGUGGCAGAGAAGGGGGGCAGCAUCUUCACUAAGGCCUGUUUCCUCCUGGCCCUGCUCCUUCAGGACCCGCGCAGAGCCCUGGAGGUGAGGAACCUGCCCAAGGCUUUGGAACGGAUUCAAAGUAUCUACUCCCUCACGGCACGAAAACACAAGAUGGAUGCUCGGAGAGAGAGGCAGAAAACGAACGCUUCCAGGAACUGCAGUCUACUCAACUCAACAACAGCUCAAAAACACAAACCAGUGGCCAAAUUUGUUCCAGACUGGGUUCUUAGAAAGGACAAGCUAAAGGAUGUUGUUGACCCACUUCGAGCUAUUCAGAUGGUAGCAGACUCUUUUGCAACAGUUUCGUGAUAGCUUUUUUUUUAUAUACUUGGAUAAAUGUCAUAUUUUACUGUUUCAAACUUUUGGAGGGGGGAUACAA
Osmerus eperlanus (European smelt) is the source of this 9944-nucleotide messenger RNA. It is a transcript of the gene aspm, whose product is annotated as assembly factor for spindle microtubules. Gene Ontology annotation, cellular component: spindle pole. Gene Ontology annotation, biological process: spindle organization; establishment of meiotic spindle localization; mitotic cell cycle. The transcript has 30 exons. Lineage: Eukaryota; Metazoa; Chordata; Actinopteri; Osmeriformes; Osmeridae. The coding region runs from base 74 to 9874 and encodes 3266 amino acids. The record is from RefSeq and is a predicted model, not a curated record. Gene Ontology annotation, molecular function: calmodulin binding.